This is a messenger RNA of Leptopilina heterotoma, 27056 nucleotides long. RefSeq names its product titin homolog. Bases 395 to 26539 code for a protein of 8714 amino acids. Gene Ontology annotation, molecular function: protein kinase activity; ATP binding; protein binding. Gene Ontology annotation, biological process: protein phosphorylation. The transcript is spliced from 45 exons. The record is from RefSeq and is a predicted model, not a curated record. Lineage: Eukaryota; Metazoa; Arthropoda; Insecta; Hymenoptera; Figitidae.
AGAGAGAGAGAAAGAGUGAAACUCACAAGCGCAUGUCUGUGUUUAAAACGCGACGAAAAAGUUUUUCUCAACAUAUGUACAAAAGAGAAGAAGAGUGGAGAGAGUGGUCGGCGCGCACACAACGCCGUUCAUCGUUGACGAUUUUAGAUCAGAGCCCUUGGCUUGGCGCAGUUUAGGGUUGCGUGCGGCAAAAUUUUGCUUCUUGGUAAAGUGUUUGGUGAAAAUUGUGGGAAAGGUGGGGAAAAAGGCGAGAAUCGAAUGCGAAAAGACGGGAACGAAUAGGGAAGUGUUAUUUCGGCACGCGCCAAAUAAUUCAUUUUUUAAUUGAGUAAUUUAAAAAAGAGAGUUAUGUCAAUGGAAAAAAGAAUCGAAAAUUGCUUCUUCACUUGACGGAAUGACCUUAACAGAUCAUUCCUCCGGAAUCGAAACAUCAAUAUGGGAGGAAGAGGAGGAAAUAAAAGUGAAAUGCCGAUCGAACGAAGACGUUGUCAUCGCGGUGAAAAUUCGCCAAACGGAAAUUUGCGACAAUUUUCUCUUCGAAUUAUAUCGAGGGGAGCUGCCGAUUUCAACAAAUCGCUAUCGAAUUGAAACACAGGGGAAUUUAGUGCAAUUAACAUUAAAGGAAACAAAACAAGAUGACGCCGGACAUUAUUCGUUGACUGCAAAAAGAAUAACACAAAAUGGAAAUCAGAAUAAAUAUGCAAGGCGAAUUCACUUGAGAGUUGACGAAUCGUCUAGUUUCGAUGAAGGUGAUUUGCCUAUCUUUGUCCGAAGACUGAGCGAUCUAUCAGUUAAAGUUGGCACGAGAACGAGAUUUUUGGUUGAAAUACGAAGUCCCGCUACACCAAAAGUAACGUGGCACAGGAAUGAUGAAAUUAUUCAAGGAAAUUCACGUUUUUCAUUUGUAAAUGAGGGAAAUUUUUAUUGCGUUGACGUUGCGCCGGUAACAGUUGACGAUGAAGGACAUUGGACGUGCAUGGUGGAAAAUUACUGCGGAAGAUCAUCUUGUUCAUCGCACUUGACAGUCAUUGUUCCAAAGGCCUAUAAGAAGCCAGAAUUCGUUGGAGAACUUCGAGCAAUCCUAACGGAGACUGGAACCGUUUCGUUGGAAUGCAAAGUCGUUGGAGUGCCAACACCAUUGUUAAAAUGGUUCAAGGACAAUAAGGAAAUAAAAGCAGGUGAUGUUUUCGCCCUGACGGCUAACGUCGAUGAUCCAACAUCUCUGGGUACUUAUACUUGCGAGGCAACAAAUUGCAUGGGAACAUCUUUCUCUUCUUCCAAGGUUCACGUUGUUGGAAAAGGAAGUAGAGAAGGAUCGCUGAGACCAGCAGACACCUUGGCACCAUCUGGACCACUUCCAAUUUUCAAACAAAUCCUCAAAGAUGAAUCCUGUAAAAUUGGAGAGGCUCUGUGUCUUUCUUGCAAAGUUGACGUUCCACCGUGGCCGAAGGAAAUCCAUUGGUACAAUAAAGAAGGUAAAGUUGAAGCAAGCGAAAGAUAUCACAUUCAAGCUGAUGGUAUAGGUGGUUAUUCGAUCGAAAUAAAUCCCGUCGAAGCAAUGGACGAAGGAGAAUGGAAAUGUGUUGCAACGAGUUUCGAAAAUAUGAAGCAAUUCACGACCUGUUAUGUCGCCAUGUCCAUUCCAAAAAAUUAUCGAAAGCCUCGAUUCAUGGAGAGCUUAAAGGCGAUCUUAACAGAAGAAGGAUUAGUGUCCUUUGAAUGCAAAGUCGUUGGUUUCCCCACGCCCCUGUUGCAAUGGUUCAAAGAUGGACAGGAACUAAAGCCAGGGGAUGUUUAUCAGCUCACUGGUGCCAAUUCGUUAGGUUCUUAUUGUUGUAUCGCAAAAAAUUGUAUGGGUGAAGCUAAAAGUACAGCUGAAUUAACGGUGGAAGACAUUCAAAAUCAGUUGAAUGAAGAGGAACGUCUUCAACUUUUGAGUACAAAUCAACCACCAAAAUUCAUCAGGGGCCUUAGAAGUUGCGAAGCCAAAAUUUGUGAUCAUUUCCGAUUCACUGUUCAAGUGAGUCUUGCACCUGCGCCAAGUCUAUUUUGGUAUCGAGAUGAUUCUCAAGUUGAUGAGAAUGACAAAUUCAGAAUAGAGAAGGAAUCAUUGGGAACGUGUCAUCUAGAUGUGCAGCGUCUUGACUUUGUUGAUCAAGCUGAAUGGAAAUGCGUGGCGAGCAAUGAUUACGGACACAGUGUGACAUCCUGUUUCCUGAAACUGAUCAUUCCAAAACAUUAUAAGCAACCGAAAUUUCUAGAAAACUUGAGAGCAAUUCUCUCCGAAGAGGGUGCAGUUAAUCUCGAGUGUAAAGUAAUUGGAGUACCUCAGCCAACUUUGAAGUGGUUCAAAGAUGGUGCUGAGCUGAAAGCUGGCGAUAUUCACAGGAUAACAUCAGGACAAGAUGGUACCUGCUGCCUAGGAACCUACACCUGUGAAGCCUCAAAUUGCAUGGGAAGUGUGAGCAGUUCAGCCUCCCUGCUUGGUUUCGAAGAUCGAGUUGUCACAUCACCAGGGAAUGGAAUUCCAGCCCGGCCAUUCUCAGCCUUUGAUCACGAUCGUGAACUAGCUCGCAAUCUCUCCCUAUCAACAAUUCACGAGGAGAGAACAUCUCAAUUGUACGACACCAUUCAAACCGAUCAAUCAAUCACCGUUGAUGAUCGCGGCGAAGUCUCAUUCAGCUUCGAUGGAAAAGAAGUCUCCGUAAGUCUCUACGAAACACCCGAUCUCACCGAGGAGGAAGCCAUUCAAAUUGUCGAAAUGUACGCUGAUCAACUCUCUGAGCAUGUCACCUCACACAAUAUUAUCGAACUCCCACCCAUGAGAUUCAUGAAGGAGACUUCAAAUUCGGGUAAUUUAUUGAUGGAAGCAGUUGUCAUUGACGUGUCCCCGGAAUAUUUUGUCUCUAUCGAAGAAGGUGAUGAUCUACGAACUGAAGCUGACGUCGAGGAUAUGUCAAUGAUGGACGAGCAGACCACUAUCUCAUCGCCCCUACCGGAAAUCAUCUUCGCUGAUGGUGAUCGUCCACCAGUGAAACCUCCGAGGAGAAAAUCAAGCGCCAGGAGCGAGAAGCUGUCUGAAAGUUAUCACAGUGCGAGGGAACCACAAAAGAAAGACAGUUUCGAAAUGGACGUUGACACUGAACCAUUCACCGAUGCUCUUUCAUCAACCGACAGUAAGUUACAGAAAAAUCAAGACUCCUUCGAUUCCCUCACCAAUGGCAAGAAUCAAAAACCCCGAAAGAAGCGCUCGUUGAUCGAAAAAACCCCAUCCGAAGAAUUGCCAGAUGAAUUGAAGAAGCUCAAACGGAGCGAUUCGGCCGAUCCGGUUCUAACCGGAAAAUCCAUUGAUGACGAAUCGGAAAAGCAAUUACUGAACAAUAAGGAAAUGCUUCUGAACAUGAAUCAAGAACUAGCUGAACCAGCAUUGAUAAUCCGGAAUGCUUUGGUCGACUUCGAUUUACUUUUAUCCCUGGCCGAGUGCACUGAUAACGAGCAGAAUGCAUUCAUAACCGAAAAUUUUGUCCAACCGAUUCAAAGACUCUGCAAUCAGAUAAACAUCAUAGAGGCAAAGGCUCUAAAAGGUGCUGGCAAACGAUCUCUAGCGCAAAACGUAAGAAUCGCUGUUUUAGAAGCAAUUAGCGGACCAACCGAAGAACUACUCCGGGGAAUCGAGGUAAUGAAGCGAAGAGGCGCCGACAAUUUGAAACUCGAUCCUGUCAUUCUGGAACCGUUGGCUGAUCCUGUUGAUGAAAUCCUCUCCGGAUUGUCGAAGAUAGACUACGAAAUUUCCGGUCAAUCAAAAAGCAAAGAACCGAUCGUCUUGGAAAGAAUGAGGAGAACUAUCUCCUGGCUCGGGGAACGUCUCCAACAAUCCGAGGAGUCAUCAAACUUGUCAAACUCCCUAACAAUGAUUCAUAGAACAUUGAAAGAAUUCGUAGAUCAAGUACCAUUGAAUCCAGUCAAUGGAACCUGGAGCGAGAACAUCGAUGCCGUUCUCAUAGAAUCUCUCUGUCGACCCCUGGAAGACUUGACCAGAACUUCAGCCGAUAUUCUCCAAGAGGUGAAUCCAGAAGUCGCCAAACAAAUCGCGGAACCUUUCGACGAAUUGUUGACCAGACUCGACGCAUUAGUUGUCGCACUAGAGGGCUACGAGACCGAUAAUCGGACCGAAUUUGUCCUGGCUCUGAAAUCUUCCCUAGUCGGAGCGGCGGACGAAUUGACCAACAUCUCCAAACCGUUAUCCUUCGACGAACCUGGAACUCUAUCCGAAGUGAUUCUCGAUCCCCUGAUUGACGUCCAAUCCUCGGUGAAUUCGAUCCUAAGAGUUAUUGACGAUCCCCGUUCGGAGAAGGAGAUCCAAAUUUCCCAAGUUCUAGGCUCAUCGGAAUUGAUCAUGACAUUGACGCAAUUACGCCAAGCUUUGUCGAACGCCGCACAAAUAGCGACAACACUCAAGGAAGACGAGACGAUCAAUUCUUUGAUCGACCUACGAGAACCCUUGUUCGAUCUGCAAAUUGCUCUGUCAUCAGAAUUACUCUACGAGGAAAUUCCGAUUAUAAACAGCAUCAUUCCUCCUAUAAACACACUGAAGAAGAUGUUCUCCACGACUCUUGAGCACGUGAGCGGAAUCGAGAUUGUUAGUUCAAUGAGUCCGAUACUGGAGACACUGGGGGAAAUACAGCAGCAGGUUCCCUUGAUCAUUGAUCAGCUAAUGAUGAUGGAAAGUCAACCUGACGAAAUAGGAGCAAAAGUCGACAGGAGAAAGGAAUUGACCGAAAUUCUGGAGUCAUUGGAAGUUGCCUCGCAACUGACCACCGUAUUUUUUGAUAUUUCGACAAUUUUGGAAAAACAGGAACGUAAGAUUGGUGGAACAACCAUAAACGAUUCCGACCUCAUCGCAAAAUUAGAGGAAGUGAGAGAAAGUCUGGGUUCCACCACUGUCGCUCUAGGCAAUCUUCCAAUAAAACUGGACCUAAAUGAUGACGACAUAAUCAACGAGUUGGCCCAGUUGAGUGCACCGUUGAUCAAUUUUCAAAAAGAGUUGAAUAAACGACACAAUUUAGAGGAAGAAGAAGUUCUCCAGGGACUAAGAGAGCCGAUUAGGCGGAUACGAACCAUAAUAGAGAGUCUUGCCCAAGGAAUAGAAAAACCUGAGAAAGUAUUGUUGAUUCUAGGUUUAUUGGGUGACAUCGAAGAAAACAUCCUUGUACAAAGUUCAGGGGUCAAAACAAUUCUUGAAAGUGAAGAAAUCGAUCUCGAGAAGGUGGAAGAGGUGACGAAUUCGGAAUUAAACGAAAUGUUCCAAAAAUCAAUGGACCGUGAAAAAAUGAUCGAAAUCGAACCGACAGGUAUUAAUGAUGCUUUCUCUGAAGCAGUUGCUGGUGAAUUUGCCGAAGCAGCUGAACAAUUAGCAUUGUCUAAAAUAGCCGCUAGGGAAAAUCAAUUUGCUGAUUCAUCAGUAGUUGCAGAAUCACAAAAAUCAUAUGCUGGAGAAAUAGAAGUAAAAUUAACGGAAUCAGACGUUUGUCCAGAAGGCAAAAAACUUCAAGAAGCUAAAAUUGUUCAACAAGCUGAUCAGGAAGGAAUCACCAAUCUUCCAUCGAUCCACACGUCGAUGGAACUAACCGAAAUUGAAAAAACUCAAGAAACUCCCACCGCUGAAGUCUCCGAAUUAGCCCAAAAACCAAAUGUCUAUAAUGUUGGAAGAAUCGAAGAUGUUUCGCAAUUAGAAGAUAUUUCACCAAUAGAAGCAACGAACAUUGAAGAGAUAUCGCAGGAAAUUAAUAAAUUAACCCAAAUAUCUGAAAGUAGAGAGAGUCAUAACAUUCCCGAUCAGCCGAAAGUACUCCAAAUGGGUGAUUCUGAUGAAAUUACGAGAACCGAAGAACUCGAGAGUCUGGACGAGGAUUCGAUUUCCAAACAGUAUGCGACUAGAGUUCAGGAAUUGGCGAAAACGUUGCAAAUAGCCGCUGAACAAACGGAACAUUUUGAUGAUUCAUUGCUCUCAAGUCUGAAAGACAGUAAAGAUAUUUUGAAUUUUAAACUACAGGAAUUGCAGGAAUCUUCCGAUUCUAUGAAAAUGGAAUCAGUGGAUGUUAUGCAGAGAGAAGAACUGAAGGAGCUGAGGGAAAUUGAUCAAGACUCCGGUUUAAUCGAUGAAUAUGAAACCAAAACGGAAAGAGGUUUAGGUUCUGAAGUAUCAUUGCAGGAAGCGGUGAAUAUUACGGAUUCACCACAGGUUUUAAAAAUGCCAAUUGAUGAAGAUAUUUCUUCGUUAUCUGAAGAAGUUGUGGGAAUUGAUAGAGAGACAAAGGAUCAGAUGGCAAUGAUGGAAGUUGUUCAGGAUUUGUCGACAAUUGAUUCUUCAAGACCGGAAGUGUUGAAAAUAGGAAAAGUGGAGCAGGAGAAUGGAGGAAGGAUGGAGGAAGUUCAGAAGAGUCAGGAUGAUCAGGAAUUUGAUCAGCAAUUUAAUGGAGAAGGACUGGUAGUUGGUGGAAAUGAAAAAUUACUCUCGGGAGCAAUUGGAGUUAAGCAGGAAAUUUUAGAUUUGGCUCAAACGGAAGUUUCUGGAGAACUUGAUGAAGCAGCAGGAUCUUUAGGUCCAGAGAAAAUGGGAAUUGCUGAAGAUGCCAAGGAAACGAUACAUUUGGAAUUAGAUAAAAUGUCUGCAACUGUGAAUCAAGAAGAUUUAUUAGUUGGUGAUGAACGAAGAAAGGAUAACAAGGAAUCAGCUGAAACUUCUGAUCCAUUAGUUGUUACAGCAACUGCAGAAUAUCAAGAAAAAAAUAAAGAAUCGAAACAAUCAGAAUCAGCUGAAAUAUCUGCUCCAUCAGGUGAUGCAGCAGACCAUCAAGAAGAAGAUAACAAAAAAUUGAAACAAGCAGAAUCAGCUGAAACAUCUUCUCCAUCAGCAGUUGCAGAAGAUCAAGCAAAAGGUAACGAAUCGAAACAAUCAGAAUUAUCAGAAAUAUCUGUUCAAUCAGCUGAUGCAGCAGUAGCUGCAGCAACAACAAUUGAAAAAGAAGAUAUCAAGAAAUCAACACAAUUAGAAGCAGAACAAGCAGCAGCUAAAACAUCAUCAACUGAAGCACAAGAAGCUUCAUCAAUCGACACACUAACAGAAUCACCAAAAAUUACAGAACCAUCAAACAUUUACAAUGUUGCCAAAGCAACAGAAUCUUCAAAAUUGGAGGAAGCAGAUUCUUUAACGGAAAAUUUGCCCGAAGCUAAAACUCUUCAGGCAGUUGUUGAUUCAGCAACGAGUCUAGAAACUGCAACAGAUUUACAAAAAUCAAACGUUUUGCAGUCUUCGUCAAUCAAUGAACCUAUAACCGAAGAUAUGUCAAAGGAAUUAAGAGAAUUGUCAGAAAGAGAAGAAAUCUUAAACCUAGCAGAAGAGAAACUAGAGGAAAUCAAAUCAACCGCUCGUACAGAAUUACCGGAAGUGUACAGUAUGGCAAAAAGUAAAGAUAUCUCCCAAUUGGAAGAAGAAGAACCAAAAACUUUAGAACCAAUCGAUCAGGAAUCAGAAAAUCUGACCGAAUUAGAUGUUUCUGAAACAUAUUUGAGAGGAAACCAACUGAUCUUCAAUAAGCCAAACGUGUUCCAAAUGGAAAACAUCGAAGAAAUAUCAACAAGUGAAGAUCUACAAAGUAUAACUGAAGCAACUUUGUCUAAACAAGCACAAGAAUUUGAAGAAUCGGAAAAAACUGUUCAAAUCGGUGCUGAACAAACGGAACAAUUUAGAGAUUCACUUGCUGAAAAUUUGGACACUCAACCAGAUUUGAAAGAAAAUUUAAUUGAAAUCGUAGAAUCUGAACGAACCGAUUUCGUUAAUAUUCUCAAAGAACCAUAUCAAAUUUUACAGAAAGAAGAAAUAACAGAGCUCUCUGAAUUUGAUCAAACGGGAAUAAUUACUGAUGAAAGUUCCAUUGAGGGAGAGGAGGGAAAAAUUUUAGAAACAGUUUCCUCGCACGAAAAAUUCGAAUUAAUUGGUGCGCCAAUUGUUUUGCAAAUGGCAGUUGGUGACGAUAUUUCUUCACUGUCGGAAGAAAUCUCAACUAUGACGACUAAAGACGAUUCAACCUUCCAUGAAGCGAUGGAACAAGAAGAAGUGAUUGACAUCCUGGAUAAACCACAAGUUCUCCAAAUGGCAAUAGCAGAAGAAAGUGAUCAGAGUUUUAGGGAAAUUAACGAGCAAAUGUUGACGAAAUCUGUUGAAGAAGUUGUCGCUUCAAUUGAAGAAAUACCGGAUGUUUUGAGUGUGGCAAAUAUGGAAGAGGCUAAAAUUGAAGAAAGUGGUCUCGCUUCUGAUAUCGUUUCUACUGAAGAAUUACAGGAAAAUUCGAAGGUCGCAAAUAUCGAAGAAGCUAAGGCUGAAGAAAAUGGUAUCGCUUCUACUGAAGAAAUACCGGAAGUAUUGAAGGUCGCAAAUAUCGAAGAAGCUAAAACUGAAGAAACUGGUACUGCUUUUGGCAUCGCUUCUACUGAAGAAAAAGCGGAAGUUUUGAGUCUCGCAAAUAUCGAAGAAGCUAAAACUGAAGAAACUGGUAUUGCUUCUGCUGAAGAAAUAUCGGAAGUAUUUAAGGUCGCAAAUAUCGAAGAAGCUAAAACUGAAGAAAUUGGUAUUGCUUCUACUGAAGAAAUAUCGGAAGUAUUUAAGGUCGCAAAUAUCGAAGAAGCUAAAACUGAAGAAACUGGUACUGAUUUUGGCAUCGCUUCUACUGAAGAAAAAGCGGAAGUUUUGAGUCUCGCAAAUAUCGAAGAAGCUAAAACUGAAGAAACUGGUAUUGCUUCUACUGAAGAAAGAGCAGAUGUUUUGAAUCUUGUAAACAUUAAAGAAGCUAAAACCGAUGAAGUUGGUAACGCUUCUAUUGAAGAAAGACCAGAAGUUUUGAAUCUAGCAAAUAUCGAAGAAACUAAAAUAAAUGAAGCUGAAAGUAAAGAAGCUAAAUAUGAAGAAGCUACAAGUGCAGAUACUGGUAUCGCUUUCACUGAAGAAAUGCCAGAAGUUUUGAACCUCGCAAAUAUCGAAGAAGUUAAAAUUAAAAAAGCUGAAAUUCAAGAAGUUGAAAUUAAAGACACUGAAGAUGCUGAAGCUAAAGAAGUUGGUACUAAAGAUGCUGAAAUUAAAGAAGCUGAUACUAAAGAUGCUAAAAUUAAAGAAGCUAAAAUUGAAGAAAUUGUAGAUUCAUCGAAAAAAGAAACUAAAGACAUUCAUCAAAUGGAAGAAGCAACAACAAAAGAAAUUACAGAUGAUGAAUCAAAAGAUACGGAAGAAAGGCGAGAAAUCUCCGAAGAGAAGAUACAAAUUCCAAAGGAACUAAUCAUCAAAGUGAGUAACAAUCUGAACGAAGUUAAGCAACAAAUAACGAACAUUGUAGAAGAAUUCGAACAAAGACCAGUAACAACUCCCUCAUUGUCAGUCUCACAAUUAGCAACCGCAAUCGAAAUGUUAAGGAGAACAGUUUCGAAUAUUUCUACAGAAUUUGCAACAACCGCCGAAGAGUUUUCAAAGUCCGACUAUGAAGCAGAAUUCAGUGGUGAAGAAUUGUGUGAAAUUAACGUCAACGAAAUUACGAGCGAAUUAACAAAAAUGCUGAAACCGUUAAUGAAAGUUAGCGAAGCUUUGUCAGCAACACAAGAGUGUGGCGCUCCCGAAUUGGUACUUCUCAACAAACUCAACAAUCCGAUUGAAAAUAUAAAACAAAAUAUCGUCAAAUUGUUGAUAGAAUCUAAAAUUGAAUCAUCAUCGAUAAUCACUCUGACUCCAAUGAUUCAAGUUCUAGAGACUAUCGAAGAAGAAAUACCGCUCGCUCUAGAUGAAGUGAAGUACAAAUUGGAGAUUGUGAAUGUUCUGCAUAAUGUUAUGAGACCAUUGGAUGUUGUCAGGGAGAGAAUGAAUGAUCUGGACACGUCUGCUGAACGCACAUUGGAAACGGAUGUGGCUAAUAUUCUCGUGGGACCGACAAAUUAUUUUCAACGUGUUCUUGCUGAUCUUGUGGAGAAAUUUGAGGAUGGAAAUCAUUCAGACGAACGGAUGCGAAAUGCAGUGUUGAAGCUUCAUGGAUUGGUGGAACCAUUGUUUGAAUUUCACAGUACAUUGUCAGUUGUUAGGAGUAGUCGAAGAAGUUCGGUGAUGGAAACGGAAUUACUGGAGAAGAGGAAGAAUGUUAUUCUUCUAUCAAUUGAGGGCUUGAGUAAUUCUUUGGGGGAAAUAAUCGAGAGUGUUGGAGGAAAUGGAAGAAAUGGCGAUAUUGAUGCACUUUUGGAUUCGUUGAUUACUUUGAAUGCGGCUAUGUCAUCUGUUCAACGACAUGUUUGCAAAGCGGAGUACAGCAGAAGAGUCAGUUGCAUUGGAACACUUCAGACUAGAAUAACACCCGCACUGAAUGAACUCUUAGGCACAGUAUCAACACUCCAGGAGAAUCUUGAUCAGGAAACUUUUGAUAUUGUCUCAAAUCCACUGCAGACUCUUCAAAAACAACUUCAAAUAGCUCAAACGCAGUUGAAUGAAACUUCUGAUCAACAUCUCGAUGAAGAAGCAAUUGUCGAAGGUUUCAUCUACCCGGCUGAUAGACUUCUCUCAUCCCUUAAUGUUUUGAAAGAAAAUCAACAAAAUACUGAAAUAAAAGAAGAUUCUUUGCGUUUAUUGCAAACCCUACAGGAAGCUGUGGUAAAUUUUGAAUCAUCAUUGUCCACAUUGCACAAAGAACUCAUCACUGACAGUGAGAGUCAACAAUUGUCAAAAGCUGAAACCCUAGGUGCUGUUCUUGUACCACUGAAGAGUAUACACUCGACAAUUGGAUCAAUUAUCAAGGAGAGUGGAAAGAGUAUUCAAACGGAAGCAAAAGACAAUGGAGCAGAUUCCAAAAGUGAAAAGAUUCCAAAAGAUGAAGACCAGACUCAAAAAGAAGAAAGUACCUCACUUCCGACUGUAUUCACGACCGUUGAGACAAUUAUUGACGAAUGUAUCGAAAUAUCGAAUUUGCAAACUGAAGCCUUGCUGGAAGUUGCGAGAGCUAUUCCAAAAGCGGAAGUGGAUGAGAGUCGAUUGAACGUUGUUAAGGAGCAAACAGCUACACUGCAUGAUGAGGAAUCUAAAGGAGUAAUUCUUGAGGAGUCAGGAGAAAUCAAGUUGGAUGAAAAAUCAAAAGAAGAAAAAUUAAAUAUUCAUCAAGCUUUGAUAGUGGAGACAGCAGAUAUUUCAGAAGAAGGAUCAUCAAUGCAGAAUUUAGACAGAAAGGAGAGUCUUGUCGCAUUUUGGUCUCUAAUGGACGAACCACUAAAUGCACUCAAGGAAUCAAUUGCCACAAUCAUUGACGAGCAGGUGAAUUUGGAGGAAACUGGAAAAAUUGAUGAAGCAAAAAGUGAAAUGAUCCUACAAUCUGAGGUAGUUCAGCAAUUAACUGAACUGCAAUCGUCAAUAGCUGCUAUUCAGGAAUUGACUCUAUCGGAAGCUGACCGAUCGGAAGAGGUCACUUGGCAGGAGGAGAGUUUUCCUGCUUUGCAAAAUUUAGCGAAAGCUUUGGAGAAGUUGGGAGAACAUUUACCAGUGAUGGAGACAAUCGAAAUUGAAGAAGUAGCUUCUAGCUUGGCAGAUGAUACAGUGACGGCUGAUAAAUUGAAGACAUUGGUGCAACCUCUUCAGGAAUUGAGAGAAUCACUUGCACUAUUAGUGGAAGAUAAUGUAUAUCUAGAACAGGAAUCAGAGAGUGUGGAUGAAUUAUCGCCUAUGAAACAGGAAACGGUGGGAAUUGUUAUCGAAGAUGAAAAUAAAUUGGUUGCUGAAGAAACCAUAUCUAAAUUCAAAGUGGAAGAAAGUAUUCAGAAGAAAGAAGAAGAACGAGAUGAAGGCCAAAGAGAGAUUGAUGAUGAGGAGGUAAAACGAGUAAAAGAAGAGGAGAAUUUGAAGCAGAAGGCUGAAGAAAAAAUUAUGAAGGAGAAGAAAGAAGAAGAAGCAGAAGUAAAAGAAGAAGGAAAAGAAGAAGAAGUAGAAGUUAAACAGAUUAGAGAGAAAAAGGAAUUAAAAGAAGAAAUUGAGAAAAUGAAAGAAACUGACGAAGAGCAAUUGAAAAAAGUACAAGAAGACAAAGAAAAAGUAGACAAAGUACAAGUACAAAAAGAAGAAAAAAUAAAAGACGAAGAAGAGCAGAAAAAAGAUCAAGAAGAAUUGAAAACUGUGGACGGUGAACAGAGUCUAAAGCAGGAAGAAGUGAUAAAUAAGAAGAAUGAAGAAGAAAGAAAACAAAAACUCGAAGGAGAAAUUAUAAAGAAAGAAGAACAACUACUAAUGAAGGAAAAAGAAGAACAAGAAAAGGAAAAAGAAGCAGUAAACAAACAAGAGAUAGAAACAAAGAAGAAGAUAGAGGAAGAAUUGAAAAGUCGUGAAGAAGAGGAUCGUAUAGAAAAAGAAAAAGAAGAAAAGGAACGUGAAGCAGAAGAGAAAAGAGUUGAGGCUGAGAAGAAAGAAGAAGAUGACAAAUUAAAGAAAGAACAAGAGCGUGAAGCAGAAGAAAAAAGAAUUGAAACUGAGAAGAAAGAAGAAGAGGAGAAAUUAAAGAAAGAACAAGAACGAAAAGAAGAAGAGGAAAGAAUUGAAGCCGAGAAGAAAGAAGAAGAGGAGAAAUUAAAGAAAGAACAAGAACGUAAAGAAGAAGAGGAAAGAAUUGAAGCUGAGAAGAAAGAAGAAGAGGAAAGAUUAAAGAAAGAACAAGAGCUUAAAGAAGAAGAGGAAAGAAUUGAAGCUGAAAAGAAGAAAGAAGAAGAGGAACGUUUAAAGCAAGAACAAGGACGUAAAGAGGAAGAAAGAAGAGUUAAACGUGAGGCGAAGAAGAAAAAAGAAGAAGAGAGAUUGAAAAAAGAACAAGAGCUUAAAGAAGAAGAGGAAAGAAUUGAAGCUGAGAAGAAAAAAGAAGAAGAAGAACGUUUAAAGAAGGAAAAAGAACGUAUAGAAGAAGAGGAACGAUUGAAGAAGGAACAAGAAAUUAAAGAAAAAGAAGAAGAACGAUUAAAGAAGGAACAAGAACUUCAAGAAGAAGAAAGAUUAAAACGCGAAGAAGAGAAGAGAAAAGAAGAAGAGGAAAUUAAACGUCAGGAGGAAGAGCAAAGAUUAAAGGAAGAACAAGAACGUAGAAAAGAAGAAGAAAGACUUGAAAAGGAGGCUGAGGAGAAAAGAAAAGAAGAGGAACGUAUAGAGAAAGAAAAAGAACUCAAGGAAGAAGAGGAAAGAAUCAAGCGCGAGACAGAGAAAAAGAAAGAAGAAGAAGAACUACUAGCAAAAGAAAAAGAAGAGGAGGAACGAUUAAAGAAGGAAAAAGAACGUAUAGAAGAAGAACGAUUGAAAAAGGAACAAGAAACCAAAGAAGAAGAAGAACGAUUAAAGAAAGAACAAGAAAUCAAGGAAGAAGAAGAAAGAGUAAAGAAAGAACAAGAAAUCAAGAAAGAAGAAGAACGAUUAAAGAAAGAGCAAGAAAUCAAAGAAGAAGAGGAACGGUUAAAGAAAGAACAAGAACUUAAAGAAGAAAAGGAAAGAAUUGAGGCUGAGAAGAAAAAAGAAGAAGAGCGUCUAAAGAAGGAAGAAAAACUUAGAGAAGAAGAGGAAAGAUUGAGAAAAGAACAAGAUUGCAAAGAAGAAGAAAGGUUAAAUCGUGAGGCAGAGAAAAGAAAGGAAGAAGAGGACCGAUUGAAAAAAGAACAAGAGCGUAAAGAAGAAGAGGAAAGACUUGAGGCAGAGAAGAAAAAAGAAGAACAGGAACGUUUAAAGAAAGAACAAGAAGAAGAAAGAUUAAGAACAGAAAAAGAACGUAAAGAAGAGGAACAAAGAAUUGAACGUGAGGCUGAAGAGAAAAAACAGGAAGAAGAACGAUUAAAGAGAGAGCUAGAGCGUAAAGAUGAAGAGGAACGAUUAAAGAAGGAAAAAGAACUUAAAGAAGAAGAGGAACGAUUAAAGAAGGAAAAAGAACUUAAAGAAGAAGAGGAACGAUUAAUGAAAGAAAAGGAACUUAAAGAAGAAGAGGAACGAAUCAAACGCGAGGCAGAGAAAAAGAAAGAGGAAGAGGAACGAUUGAAAAAAGAACAAGAGCGUAAAGAAGAAGAAGAACGAUUAAGAAAGGAACAAGAACUUAAAGAAGAAGAGGAAAGAAUUAAAGCUGAGAAGAUAAAAGAAGAAGAGGAACGUUUAAAGAAGGAAAAAGAACAAGAAGAGGAAAGAUUGAAGAAAGAACAAGAACUUAAAGAAGAAAAGGCAAGAGUUGAGGCAGAAAAGAAAAAAGAAGAAGAGGAACGCUUAAAGAAGGAACAAAAGCGCAAAGAAGAAGAGGAACGCUUAAAGAAAGAACAAGAACGUCUGGACGAAGAGAAUCGAUUGAAGAAGGAACAAGAACUCAAAGAAGAAAAUGAAAGAAUUGAGGCUGAAAGGAAAAGAGAAGAAGAGGAGCGUGUAAAGAAAGAAAAAGAGCGUAUUGAAGAAGAGGAGCGAUUGAAAAAAGAACAAGAACUGAAAGAAGAAGAGGAAAGAAUUAAAGCUGAAAAGAAAAAAGAGGAAGAGGAAAGGAUUGAAGCUGAAAAGAAAAAACAAGAAGAGGAGCGUUUAAAGCAAGAACAAGAACGUAAAGAAGAAGAAAAAAGAGUUAAACGUGAGGCAAAGAAAAAAAGAGAAGAAGAAGAGCGAUUGAAGAAAGAACAGGAACGUAAGGAAGAAGAAGAAAGAGUUGAGGCUGAGAAGAGGAAAGAAGAAGAGGAACGUUUACAGAAGGAACAAGAACUCAAAGAAGAAGAAGAACGUUUGAAAUUAGAACAAGAACGUAAAGAAGAAGAAAGGCUUAAACUUGAGGCUGAGAAGAAAGAAGAAGAGGAGAGAAUAAAGAAAGAACAAGAGCGUGAAGAAGAAAAUGAAAGAAUUGCAGCUGAUAAGAAAAAAGAAGAGGAACGUUUAAAGAAAGAACAAGAACGUAAAGAAGAAGAGGAAAGAAAUGAAGCUGAAAAGAAAAAAGAAGAAGAGGAACGUUUGAAGAAAGAGAAAGAAGUCAAAGAAGAAGAGAAAAGAGUCAAACGUGAGGCAAAGAAGAAGAAAGAAGAAGAUGACCGAUUAAAGCAAGAACAGGAGCGUAAGAAAGAAGAGGAAAAAGUUGAGGUUGAAAAGAAAAAAGAAGAGGAAGGAGUUAAGCUUGAGGAUGAGAAAAAGAAAAAAGAAGAGGAACUAAAACGUCAAGAAGAAGAGGAACGAUUGAAGAAAGAAAAAGAACAGAAAGAAGAAGAAGAAAAACUCGAAGCCGGGAAGAAACAAGAAGAAGAGGAACGUUUAAAGAAAGAACAACAACGUAAAGAAGAAGAAGAAAAAUUAAAACUUGAAGCUGAGAAAAGGAAGAAGGAAGAAGUAGAGGAACUUAAACGCCGAGAGGAAGAGGAGUGUUUAAAGAAAGAAGAACAAUUGAAACUUGAAUCCGAAAAAAAGAAAAAAGAGAAAGAAGAGUUACCAAAAAAAGAAGAACAAGAACAACUAGAAUCCAAGACUGUCGAUAGGAAGAAGGAUGCAAAGGAAAAAGUCAGAAGAAAAUCAAAGGAUCAGAAACGCAAAGGUUCUGCAGAAGCACUGAAAGAAGAAACUGAAAAAACAAUUAAAGCCAAAGAUAAUGGUUUGAAAGACGAUGUUGAGCAAAAGGAGAGUUCAGCAGACAAAACUCCAGCAGAUGAUCAAUCCAUCAUUAAGGAUACUAAAAAACCUGAAGAGGAAGUUCCAGAAAAAGAUAAACCAAAAAUUGAAGAAACAAAGAAAACCAAACGUAAGGCAUCCUUGAAGCAAUCAAAAAUUGAAAAAAGCAGUAAAGUCGAAGAAAAAUCGCAAACUACCGAAAAUGGAGAACAAAAUGGAUCACAAAUUGAAACAAAAACUGAUUAUUCCAAAACAACAACUACAGAUACUGAAGUACCUAAACAAAAAUUAAGACGAUCCUCAAAACAAUCGAAUCAAGAGGAAAUUGUCUCUUUAGAGAAAAUGGAAAAAUCCCAAAUUGAAAAUGGAGCCAGCACAAAAACAAUUAAAUCUUCAACAAAAGAAAUGCGUCGAAGAAGUAGCACAAAAACAUCAUCUAUUGAUGAUUCUCAAGACUCUGGACUCAGGAAACGAGAAACUGAUAAACCCAGGAUAACAGAUGAUCACGAACGAAAACGUCUGUCAGAUUAUCAAUCCGAUGAUUCUUCUUCGAAUACGAUAACUUUGGGUCGAGAGGAAAAAUCAUCAGCUAGGGAGAGAAUCAGGCAGGAGCCGGAAAGAUAUUCCAGAACUGAUUUCAGUUGUUCUGAAAGGAUCACUCCUUCAGCCUCCUUCAGGAGCACGACGACUUAUUCAGAGUACUCAGCAACGGUACAUUCGAGGCAAAGUAGAGAAGAUUAUUCCACUCUUCGUCCAGCGGUUGUUCAACGAAAUAAAUCCUACGACAGGGAACGUUCAAGAUCAUCAAAAUAUUAUGAAUCACCAAUCAGUUCCUCGACAUCGUUUCUAAGACCCACUGAACGUUCCAUUUAUGUUUCACCCACUGUUCAUUAUACCCGCAGAAGACCUGGUAGCGUCAGUCCUAGUUUAAUUCCGGAAAUUGAUUCGUCAGCCUAUUAUUUAUCAACUGAAGGAAGUUGCACACCAGAGAAAAGCUCCAUCGAUCGAGCAAAGUGUCCCUUUUUCUGUACAAAAUUAACGAAUCGAACAGUGGCCGAGGGUUCGAGAUUGAGAUUAACUUGCACGGUGAUUGGUCAACCGGAUCCUGAUGUUCAUUGGACGAAGAAUGGCGAGAAGAUUCGACCUGGAAGUCGUGAGCGGAUCAAGUUGGAAAAUGGAUUGGCAAUUUUGGAAAUAAAUUCAGUUCUUCCUGAGGAUUCUGGAUGUUACGUUUGUGUCGCGAAAAAUUCUCAUGGCCAAUCAAUCAGUGAGGCUGUGGUGAGGAUUUACGCCGCGUUCGAAGCCAUACCAUUGCCUCCAACUUUUACAAGUUCCAUAAAAGAUACUUAUAGAUUCUCAGAUCAUGAAUUGAUCCUGGAAUGCAGAGUUCGAGGACAGCCAACGCCAACUAUAACGUGGUUGAAGGAUGAGAUUGAAUUGCGAGGAAAUCGUUACAAUCAAAGUUUUCUUGCUGAUGGUAUUUGCCGUUUGAAAAUUGCAAAUCCAGAUGCAUCAGACAGUGGUGAAUAUGUUUGUCGUGCUGACAAUGAUGUACGAAAGGAUCAAAUUCGUCAUAUUGUUCAUUUUGAAGGUCACGAGCAACGAUUCACGAGCGCACGGGAACGUAUUCUGUUUGACGAUAGGAAUCGAACUUCCACUAGAGAGAUUGGUCGACGUCCAUGUUUCUCCAGUCAUCUCAUGGAUCACAGUGUUCCGGUCGGUGGUACCAUUGCCUUACAGGUUGAAGUUGGAGGAACGCCAGCACCAAAAGUAACGUGGUUACGUCGUGAUGAUGAGAGGAGGGAAAGAUCUUUAUGUUCGAAAUUCCGUACAUUUACGGAGUCGGGUGUUCAUACGUUAAUUUUACCGGAGGCAUCGGAAUCGGAAGCUGGAACCUACGUUUGCAGGGCGUCGAAUGUCUUUGGUCAGACGGACACAAUUGCUAAUGUUGAAGUUCUUGGUCCAACCAAGUUCGACGCUAAUGGAAAACCCGCAAUGUUCAUUUCUCGACCCGCUGAGAAGACAAUUUCUGCUGUUGUCGGCGAAGACGUUUCUGUUUCAUUCAGAUUGGCAGGAGUUCCAAAACCACGUGUAACGUGGAUGAAGGGAUUACGAGACAUCACUAAUGGACCGAGAUCAUGUAAAGAUAAUGUUGACGAUUAUGUUCGAAUCACUCUCAGCAGAAUUAUUCCCGCCGAUGAAGGUACUUAUUGUAUUUUGGCAAAAAAUCGUUACGGAUGUGAUAGAGCAUUUUUUUCAAUCAAGGUGAAGCAAAGAGCGAGAUCACUGACGCCGACGUUCUUAAGCGACAUUGGAAAUCAUCUGUCGGAACAUGAAAAUGAAGAAGUAUCUUUGAACAUAAAAGAUAUUCCGGGACCAAUUAGCAGCGAACCGAUUGUUUUGGACAGUGGUAGAAAUUGGCUGUCUUUGAGUUGGGGCAGAGCUGAGCAAAGAGGUCCGGCUCCAAUUGUUGGUUAUAAAAUUGAAGCCUGGUUACUUGGAGGUGAAGGUGGUGCAAGAUGGGUGACGUUGGGUGAAAGUCCUAUAAAUUCGUUCGACGCUUUUAAUCUUCGAUCGGGAAGUGAAUAUAAAUUUCGCAUAACACCUAGAAAUCGUUAUGGCUGGGGUGAAUCUCUCCUAAGUACAGAGACAUUUACAGUUAAUGAUAAUGUCGAAAUUCCGGAAUUCGUCAGAAUUCUUCCUGGUCAAAUCAAAGCUCUCGAAGGUACCACCGUUAAAUUGGAGUGUGAGGUUCGAGGGGACUCGAAAAUAAAUUGGUUUCGAGAGAACAAUGGAAUUGAUCCUAAUGAUGAUCCAAGAUGCACAGUUUCUCACAAUGGUACCAAGUGUUCGUUAAUUUUAAGUAAAAUUCAAGAGACUGAUUCUGGAAGGUAUAUUUGUGAGGCAACGAAUAAAGCUGGAAAAGUUUCGACCUUCGCCAGAUUGAUGGUGGUGAAUGAUGAAAAAAUUUUGCAGGCUGACGAAAAAUUGAGGAGCAGAUAUUUCGAUGGCGCAACUGUGGAGAGUCCUCCUCAAUUUGCAAUGAGACUACGAGACAGACGAGUACAGGCGAGCUAUCCAGUGAGAUUGACCUGUCAAGUUUUAGGAUUCCCCGAACCCCAGGUCACUUGGUUCAAAAAUGGCAAAGAAAUUCACGAAGACGGCUUUCACGCAUUUUGGAAUGACGAAUCACAUUUCCAUACUCUCGAGAUUUCCUCGUCGUCAGUUGAGGAUUCUGGUUGUUACAUGGCGACUGCAAAAAAUUUAUACGGCUCCGUUUCCUGCCGCUGCAUGAUCGUCGUCGAUAAAGGAAUUCGCGCUUACAUUGCUCCGGAAUUCACCUGCGGUUUGGAUGCCGCCUACACCUUGAGACCUGGCGAGGAAUUGCGAAUGUCUGCUCAAAUUGAGGCAUAUCCAAGUGUUGGUGUCGUUUGGCAUCGCGAUGGAGUUCGCCUUCGACCGAGUAGAAGAGCAGUGAUGACCUUGAAUCACAACGGAGCUGUUGAAUUGUGCUUGGGCAAUGUCACCAGCAGGGAUGCGGGAAUGUACAGUUGCACAGCGACCAAUGAAGUCGGACGAGCGGAGACUUCAACCAGGGUUGAUAUUUCACUUGAUGAUCAAGAGACUUCCGGAGAAAAAUUAAUUAUGGAACCUAGUUCUGGAAUUCCGUAUUCACAGAAGCCUCUUUUCGUUACGAAACCACUUUCAUCGGAUGCUGUUGAAGGAGAUACGAUCAUCAUAAUGUGCGAGGUCGUUGGCGAUCCUAAGCCAGAGGUCAUGUGGCUUCGUGAUUUUCUAAAGCCCGAUUAUUAUAGAGACGCAACACAUUUUCGACGAAUUGGCGCUGGUCCUCAAUAUCGACUUGAAAUUCCAUUUGCUAAACUUGAUUUCACUGGGACUUAUACGGUUAUCGCGAAAAAUUGUCAUGGUGAAGCAAAAGCGAUAAUAUCGUUACAAAUAUACGCAAAAGGGCAAGGCAAAGGUGACAGAAUGAAUCAGCAGUCAACAAUUCGAGAAGGGAAAAUUUUAAGUCUGCCAAUCAUAAGGAAGGAAUUGCGUGAUCUUCAAUGUUGUGAUGGUGAUGCUGUUGUUUUGGAAUGCAAAUUUUAUGCUCCUUCAGAAACGCCAAAUAUUCGCUGGGAGAAAGAUGGCAAGACACUGUCAUUAAGCGGAGAUUUCUCCGCUGAUUUUGAUGGUGAAACUGCAAGACUCAGUAUUCAGCAUGUGUAUCCAGAAGACGAGGGUGAAUACACUUGCAUUGCCUCAAAUCAAUUGGGAAAAGCUUUCACAUCUGCGUGUCUCAUUGUUGACGUACCCGAGGGUAAGGAGAAUGUAUUAAGUCAACCACGCCUUAUGAAGCCCAUGGGACUAUUAUCAGCAGGGUCAACUCCUAGAUCAACUCCAAGAUCGACGCCUGUUCGCAGUCUCUCACCGGCUGCUGGUGCCCAUGGCCGCGAAUUGAGAGCAAUAAAUCUUCCAAGACGAGUGGAAGCUGGUGUCAAUAUGAGAAGAAAGCAAAAAAUAGCUCCUCCGAAAUUUUACACGGUUCCUCAUAAUAGAGUGGCAGAGGAAGGCGAGACAAUAAGAUUCCAGUGCGCAAUCACUGGUCAUCCGAUGCCCUGGGUGGUUUGGGAUAAAAAUGGUGUCUCCGUUACUCAAACGCCAAGAAUAACAAUCAAAGAGAAAGAUGACUUACGAGUUCUGGAAAUCUCCCAGGUGAUGUCCGAAGAUGCAGGACUGUACAGAGUCACCCUUGAGAAUGAUGUCGGACGCACUGAAGCUACAGCACGUUUGGAAAUAAUCAAUCGACACAGUGCAGUUCCUCGUCCAAUUCGAACGAGAAGUGCAUCGCCUAGAACCUAUCCAACAUUCACUAGAAGUCUUCUUGGUUGUGCAACGAGGGUCAAUGAUUCAUUUCAAUUGCAAUGCGACAUUAGAAGUUCUCCAAGUCCAACUCCUUCUUGGUACAGAAAUGGUAAACGAAUGGAGCGAUCGAGUAGAGUUAGAAAAUAUUUUGAUGGACGAACGGCAAAAAUAGAGAUCUUCGAAGUGAAGAAAACUGAUACUGGUGAAUAUGUUUGUGAGGCUUAUAAUUUUCUGGGAUCAACAAGAAGUAGUUGUCAAGUAAUUGUCUUUGAUUCUGAUGAUCCCUCGACACUGGAUAAAGAGGCACCGAAAUUUCUACAAACUCUUGCGAAAGAAUCAAUAGUAAUGGAGGGACAUUCUUAUGAAUUGCAGACGAGAAUUGCAGGUACUCCUCCGUUUGAAAUCAAGUGGCUGAAGGACAAGAAGGAAGUUUGUGACACUGACUGCUACCGAUAUGUUGUCUACGAAGAUGGAGGUUUAGCUCUACGAUUAGCCAAUGUCAAUUCCUUGGAUGCUGGUGAAUACACCUGCCUAGUGCGAAAUGCUUUUGGAUCAUCAUCAUGUAACGGUUUAUUCGCAGUUCAAGACUAUAAAGGUGGAUCGAAAGCUGCAUUUUGGUUCACAAAAACUCCAGUUCCAGUUCUGGCUACCAAGGGCGAGACCGUUUCAUUUUGUGCUAGGAUUCAGACUGAAAGAUCCAUUGAAAUUGAAUGGACCGUCAAUGGAAAGAGUGCUAGAGAGAAUCACAAUUGCAAGGUUGAGAAAGACGGGCCAACGACAAUAUUGAGGAUAAAUUCAGUGACUUAUCGUGACUGCGGUGAAAUUCGUUGCACAGCAUCAGUGACUGGAGGUCGAGGUCCAUCGAUAAGUUGUGCCACUGAUCUUCGUUUCUUCAGAAUUCCCAGAUCAAGAGACAGAUCUCCAUCGCCUGUAAAAAUGUUCCUAUCACCACUGCCAAGACGUUCGACACGUGUCACCACAAGUCCCAAUCGUUACGAUAAUAAAGAGAAUUCAAAUAGAAUAUCAUCAUUAAAUGAAAGGGCAGACAAUAAAAUUAAUAAAAUUAAUAAAAUUAAUGAUUUGCAUAAUCGUUCACAAAUCGAGAUUUUCUGCAACAAUUCAACAUCUCAGCAGAAUCAGGAAAUCAUCAAGAAAAAUACAAUAAUUGAAGAUGAAUUAAUAUCGGCGAAAAUUUACAAUAAUCGACAAAUUAGAACUGAGACUGAAAAUCAGAGGGAGGAAAAAAUUGUUCGUAAUUGUCUCAAUAAGUUGGCAAACUCUCUUGGCAAUCGGAAGGAGAGAAAAAUUGAAAAGGAAGAAGAAAUAGUAAGAGAUGAAGAGAGAAUAGAGAUUAUUGGAAGAAUUGAAGAAGUGAAGACGAGAAACGUAGAAGGUGGUUUCAGGAAAGAAGAAACGAAAAUAAGAAAAGGAAAACGAAAAGAAGAAAAAGCAAAGCAGAAAAGAGGAAAUGAAGAAAGAAAAGAAAACGAAAAAAAGAAAGUAAGAGAAGAAGAAAAUUUACAAACAAAAGUGAAGUCAAUAAAAGAAGAAAUAGAGAGAGAAAUGAAAUCAGCUGAAGAAAACGAGCCAAGAAAAUAUGCUAAACGAAAAGAAGAAAUAAAGAAGAAAAACUCAAACCAAAAUUCGCACAAAGUAUCUUCAGAAGCAAUGCAGCUAAAUAUAUCUUCAGAAGAAAUGAAGCAAAUUAAACCUUUAGAAGAAAUGAAGCAAAACAAAUCUUUAGAAGAAAUAAAGAAAACUAAAUCUUUGAAAGAAAUGAAGCAAAAUAAAUUUGUCGAAAAAAUGAAGCAAAAUAAAUCUUUAGAAGAAAUGAAGAAAAAUAAGUCUUUAGAAGAAAUGAGUCAAGAUAAAUCUUUCACAAAAAUGAAGCAAAAUAAAUCUUUCGAAAAAAUGAAGCAAAGUAAAUCUUUAGAAGAAAUGAAGCAAAACACAUCUUUGGAUGAAAGGAAGCAAAAUACAUCUUUGGAUGAAAGGAAGCAAAAUACAUUUUUGGAUGAAAGAAAACAAAAUACAUCUUUUGAAGAAAUGAAGAAAAUUAAAUCUUUCGAAAAAAUGAAGCAAAAUAAAUCCUUAGAAGAAAUUAAGCAAAAUAAUUCACUCAAAAACAUAAAACACAAUAAAUCUUUAGAAGAAAUGAAGCAAAAUAAAUUCGACGAAAAAAUGAAGCAAAAUAACUCUUUAGAAGAAAUGAAGAUAUCUCCAGACAAACCGAAGAUGAAAAGAGACGAAAACAAGAGAGAAAUGAACACAAACGAAAAUCGAAAAAUAAAGAAAAUCCCCAACAAAUCGGAGCGAAGAAUUGAAAAAGAAGAAAAUUGGAAAAAUGAAGAAAAGAAGAGAAGCAAAAAUAAAAAGAAAAGUACAAAAAAAGAAGAAGAAGAGGAAAAUGUUGACAAUAAGCAAACGGAAUUUAUUGCAGUGAAACCGGCUCUCGAACAAGUAAAUCCGGAAACUUUAGAGGUAAAGAGAUACCUCCCCACCCACGAGUCAGUGAACGGAGAAGAGUUGGAAUUUUUGGAUGUGUACGAGCGUGACGAACCGGCAAUAGUAUUAAAAGAUCCAUUGGACGUAAUAGCGCUCAGAGGUUCAACAGCGAUUCUCAGUGUGUUGUAUCGAGGUCAACCGGAGCCCACAGUCAGAUGGCUUCAAGCUGGUCGAGUUUUGAUUCCAAGCGAGAGAAUUCGAAUCGAAACCGAAAAAGGCACAUCGAGACUCACUUUGGAAAAAAUAACAGCUGACCAAGCUGGAAAAUACGCGGUUUUCGUUGAAAAUUCUUCAGGACGCGAUUGGAGAUAUUCGAGUCUUGCGGUUGAAGGACCACCGGAAGCACCAGCGGGAGUGCCAAUAGUGAGCGCAUGCAAUGUGGGCAAAGAAAUUCCAGGUGUCAAUGUAGCAUGGUGUUCUCCGUCAUACGACGGUGGAUGUGCACUCACUGGCUAUGCGAUUGAAAUGCGAAAUAUUGAUGAAGAAAGUUGGACUCUUGUUUCAGAAACAUAUCAUUCACUUAAUCACACAAUCGCUGGUCUCAUACCAGAUGAGACGUAUCUAUUUCGAGUUAGGGCAAUAAACAUUCACGGAGCAAGUGAACCGAGUUUUGAAUCCGUUCCGUUUACAGUUCGACGGGAAAUUGAAAACGAGAAGGAAAUGAAGGAUCAAAUGUCGGAUAAGGAAACCGAAGACGAAAGCUUUGGCGAGAAGAACAUGGAGAAGACAGUAGUCACUCCCGAGGACGGAAAAGUCUUCCACGAAAGAUACGAUGUAAUGGAGGAAUUGGGAAAAGGUCGAUACGGAAUUGUCAAAAGAGUUGUGGAAAAAACAACGGGACAUGAAUUCGCAUCGAAAUUUGUGAAGACAAUAAAAGCAACGGAUAGAAAAUUAGUGCGUGAAGAAAUAAAAAUAAUGAAUCUACUUAAACAUCCGAAGCUUCUUCGUUUGUCAGCAGCUUUUGAGAGUCCGAGGGAAAUCAUCAUGAUCACAGAAUACAUAUCAGGCGGUGAGCUUUUUGAAAGAGUAGUUGCCGAUGAUUUCACACUCACUGAGAAAGAUAGCAUUCUCUUUAUGAGACAAAUUUGCGAGGGCGUUAAAUACAUGCACAAAAAUAAUGUCGUUCAUCUGGAUCUCAAACCAGAGAAUAUAAUGUGUCGAACUCGAACGUCCCACAGUAUAAAAUUAAUAGAUUUUGGCUUGGCACAAAUUUUAAAGCCAAAUGUUCCAAUUCGUGUACUUUUUGGAACGCCGGAAUUUAUUCCACCUGAGAUUAUUAGCUACGAGCCUAUUGGCACCGAAUCCGAUAUGUGGAGUGUGGGAAUAAUCUGUUACGUUUUAUUAAGUGGACUCUCUCCGUUUAUGGGCAAUAAUGAUACGGAAACUUUUGCCAAUAUAACAAGAUCUGAAUAUGAUUUCGAUGACGAAGCAUUUGACGCAAUUUCACAGGAUGCCAAAGAUUUUAUUGGCUGUUUAUUGAUUAAGAGAAAAGAAUCUCGAAUGUCGGCAAAGGAAUGUUUAGAGCACUCGUGGCUGGCGCAACACACGGAAAAUAUGAGUCAAGUUGCUUUAUCGACCGAAAAAUUGAAGAAAUUCCUCGUACGAAGAAAAUGGCAGAAAACAGGAAAUGCACUUCGAGCACUUGGCCGGAUGUCGAAAUCGGCAAAUAGUAGACGAAGUCCUUCACAAUCGUCGGGACCGUCCUCUCCCGUUUUGAAGGAAUCAUCAUCCUUUGAGGAGUCAUCAGAUAAAAAAAAUACGAGUACAAGGGAAAAUUCUUUUGAAGAAAAUAUCGAAAUUUCUUCAGUUGCCAAAGAAGAUUUUUCUCGAAAGGAAGAUAAAAUGACUUUGAAAAUUGUGUCAGCAGGGGAAGAAAUUUUAUCUUCGGGAAAUGUUUCUUCUUUCGCUGAUGAAGAAACGGAGAAAUCUUAUUCUCGUCGGGAAUCAGAAAAAGUUUCUUCAGUCGAUGAUGAUGCAUCAGAUGAAGCUUCUUCUUUGCGUUCCGAAAUACCGGUGAAAACUACUUCUUUUUCUGCUGACGAAAUAAAAGAAAAAUUGUCUUUUGCUAAUGAAGAAUCAGAAGAAGCUUCUUGUUUAGCUGCUGAAGAAACAAACGAAGUUUCUCCUUCUCUUCCCGAAGCAUCAACGAAAUCUUCUUCUUUUCCUACCGAGACACGAAAAAAUUUAUCUUCUGUUGCCGAAUCAACAGAUGUUUCUUCUUCUACUAAGAAACGAUCGGAAAACAUUUCUUCUUUUACUAAUGGAGAAUCGAAAAAAGUUUCUUCUCUUACUAACAAAGAAUCAAAAAAAGUUUCUUCUUUUAUAAAUAAAGAAUCGAAAAAAGUUUCUUCUUUUGCUAAUGAAGAAACGGAGAAAGUUUCUUCUUCUGCUAAUAAGGAAUCGAAAAAAGUAUCUUCUUCUACUAAUGAAGAAACGGAUAAAGUUUCUUCUCCUACUAAUGAAGAAAUAGAAAAAGUUUCUUCUCCUACCGAUCAACAAUCAGAAGAAACUUCUUCCUUUGCUGCUGAAGAAAUAGAGUAUGUUUCUUCUUCUCCUUUCGAAGUAUCAAUGGAAGAUACUUCCUUCGUUGAAGAAAGGAGAAAAAAUUUAUCUUCUCCUGUUGCCGAAUCAACAGAAAACGUUUUUUCUUCCAGUGAAAAAACACAGGGAUAUUUCCUUCCUAUUUCUUCAAAUUUCGAACCCAUUUAUGAGAAUAUUUCCUCACUUUCACUGAAGAAAGAAAAGAAUACUGAAGAUAUUGUCGAACCUGAGGUAUUUGAAGUAUUUGAAGUAUUUGAAAAAUUGGAUAUUGAUGAAGCUAGUCAAAAAAGAAAUUCAGAAUUCAAAGAAGAAGAAAAUGACCGAAAAGAAGAAGAAGAAGAAGAAGCAAAAGAAGAAGUAGAAGGACAAAAAGAAACUGAAGAACUUCCUUCUGGAAAUAUUUUGAAUAUUGAAGAAAUUAUGGAAGAAGUAAAUUCUAAACUGCAAAAAUUUGCAACUGAAGAAAAUGACAAUGUGGAAUUAGCGGAAAAUGAAGCUAUUGAAUCUCAAACGAAAGAAGCGAACAAGCAAAAAUAUCAAGUCAGAUUUUCCAUUGACGUAAAAGCUGACGAGAUGGAAAGUGAUUCGGAUUUUAAUUUCGAGCAACUGAAAAAUUCAAAGAAGACUGAUGACAAUCGAAAUAAAAUCGAUUCCGAUAAGCAGGAGGUUGAGGAGGAGAAAUUCAACCAAGAUGACUUCAAAAAUGGAGUAUGUAACACUGUGUGUGAUCUUAACACUUUGCACGAAGACGAUUGUGGUGAGAACACACGGAACACACGGGUAAUUAAAACAAGUCAAGGUCGGCACUAUCUUCACACGGGGAAUGUGAGUCGAACGGCAAAAAUAUUCGAGAAGAAGGGAACAGAAUCACAUGCCGGAAGUUCAGUGAAGGAGAAAUCUACACGGCCAUUAUCACGAACAAAUACACAACGUGAAAGAAUACAAAAAGCAUUUGAGUUUUGGAAAAAGUAACUUCCUUGAGAUGACGAGCAAAAAAGAAAAGAAAACUUAACGAAAAUAACUAUUUCACAAAUAAAUUUUAGCAAAAUUAUAUUAUUUUUGUAAAAUUUAUAAAAAAAGGGAAAAAAAAAUUCUAAUGGAAAUAUUUUUUAUACGAAAACGAAGAAACAUAUUUACGAUAUAUAAUUAGAAUUUUUUAAUUUAUAUAGAAUCAAAAAAAAAGUUGAUUUAAUGAAAAUUGUAUACUCUUUACUUUAACGAUAGGGGAGAAUAAUAAUUUAAUUGAAUUUUAUUUAUUCUCAAGUUAUUCUCUCAAAUGAAUUUUAAUUUGAAGUGAAAGAAUAUAUUUGAUUCUAAGCGAACGACGAUUAAUUUUGCGAUAUUGACGAAUUUUUUUUUUCGAUUACGACUUAGCAAGAUUAGAUAAUAAGUAGCUGAUAAUAAGUACCUCUGAUUUAUACAGUAUAUUUAUUCGCCGAUUAAUUAAGUGCAUGAUCGUUAUUCGAAAUAAAUUUCUCGUUCCUGUUUA